GUCUAUGACAAUGAAGCCUUUUACUGCAUAUCCUUCUGGGUUUAUCGUAUUCCUGUUUGCCUUGCUGCAGAGGAGCCAUGGACAAUGCAAAGAAGCAGCUAAAAAAUCAGAGAUGGAUUUGAGUGUAAAAUAUGAUCUUCCUAACUUCGUUGCAGAAACACCGAUUCAGAAUGUAGUUUUAUACAAGCAUCAUGUUUAUAUUGGAGCAGUCAACAAGAUUUAUGUACUAAAUGAAACUCUCCAGAACAUUUCUGUGUACAAGACUGGACCCAUUCUGGAGAACCCCGACUGCAUGCCAUGUGAAGACUGCAAAGAUAAAGCAAAUUUAUCUAACAGCGUAUGGAAGGAUAAUGUCAACAUGGCACUGCUCUUAGAAACUUAUUAUGAUGAUCAGCUCAUCAGCUGUGGCAGUGUGUCUGGAGGCAUCUGCCACCGUCACAUCAUUCACCCUGACAACCCUGCUGACAUUGAAAGCGAGGUGCACUGCAUGUAUUCGCCCCGGGUGGAUGGAGAAGCAGAUAAUUGUCCUGACUGUGUUGUGAGCACUUUAGGAACCAAAGUUUUGGUGACUGAAAAGGACAGGUUUGUCAACUUCUUUGUGGGAAAUACUGUGACAUCUACAUUUCAGCCUCCUCAUGUGCUGCAUUCAAUAUCGGUUCGAAGGUUAAAAGAAACACAGGAUGGUUUUGAAUUUCUCACAGAUCAAUCUUAUAUAGAUAUCCUUCCUCAGUUCCGCGACUCGUACCCAAUUAGGUACGUCCAUGCCUUUGAAAAUGAUCACUUUGUCUAUUUUCUGACUGUCCAGAGAGAAUCUCUUGACUCUCAGGCUUUUCACACUAGAAUUAUCCGCUUCUGCACUUUAGACUCAGAGAUGCGAUCUUACAUGGAAAUGCCUCUUGAGUGUAUUUUUACCGAAAAGCGGAGGAAGAGGUCCAUCCGAAAGGAGGUGUUCAACAUUCUGCAAGCUGCCUACGUAAGCAAGCCAGGUGCAGCUCUAGCCCAUGAAAUGGGCCUUGGCUUAAACGAUGAUAUCCUCUAUGGUGUUUUUGCACAAAGCAAACCAGACUCUUCCGAACCAAUCAACAGAUCUGCUGUCUGCGCUGUCUCCGUGCGAACCAUCAACGAGUUCUUCAACAAGAUCGUCGACAAGCAGAACAUGAAAUGUCUCCAGCACUUUUAUGGGAAAGAGAGUAAAUACUGCUUGAACAGGGCUUUUUCAAGAAAUGCUUCAUACUGCAGAGCACAAGAUGAUGAAUAUCGCUUAGAAGUUACAACUCCUCUGCAGAGGGUUGACUUGUUCAUGGGCCAGUUCAACAGUGUCCUGUUAACUUCAAUAUCUGUCUUCACCAAAGGGAACCUUACCAUUGCAAAUCUGGGCAGUUCGGAGGGUCGCUUCAUGCAGAUAGUGGUUUCCCGUUCAGAACCCACAUCUCCACAUGUCAGCUUUCAGCUAGACUCCCACCCUGUCUCUCCCCAAGUUGUUGUCGAGAAUUCAUUAGCAGAUGAUGGCUAUACCCUGGUAGUGACAGGUAAAAAGAUAACGAAGAUCCCGCUGCAGGGACCAGGCUGCCAUCACUUCAGGUCCUGCAGCCAGUGCCUGCAGGCGCCUGCCUUCAUGCAGUGUGGCUGGUGCAGCCAGCAGUGCCUCAGGUUGCCCCAGUGCCCCGGCGGCACCUGGACCCAGAAGAUCUGCUUGCCCAAGGUUUAUGAGAUUAUCCCAAACAGUGCUCCCUUAGAAGGCAGGACAAAACUGACACUGUGUGGAUGGGACUUUGGAUUCAGCAAAAAUAAUAGAUUUGAAUUUAAAAAUACAGUAGUCCAUAUUGGAGGACAAAUUUGUGCCCUGGAAGCAAAAUCCAGCAACAAAAACAAGCUGGAAUGCACAGUUCCUGCUGCAAAAAAUCCACUUUUUAACAUAUCCAGUAGUGUUUCUGUUGGACAUGACAAAACAGUAUUCAAUACAUUUUCAUACGUGAAUCCUGUAAUAACAAGUAUCUCUCCCACCUAUGGCCCCAAAUCUGGAGGAACAUUGCUAACUGUAGCUGGAAAAUACCUUAACAGUGGGAAAUCCAGAAGGAUCUUUGUUGGUGAGAAACCAUGCACCUUAAAAAGUGUAUCAGCAAGCACUGUGGAGUGCUACACUCCACCACAACCAAUCCCCCAGGAAUGUCGUGUGAGGGUGGGAAUCGAUGAAGCUGUCCGAGAUGCAAGCAGUCAUUUCAUGUACAGAGAAGACCCUGUUGUUUUCAAAAUUCAUCCAGCCAAAUCUUUUCUUAGUGGUGGAAGUACAAUCACAGCUCAGGGAAUCUACUUGAACUCAGUGUGCUUUCCUCAGAUGGUGAUAACGGUACCCAAACUGGGAAUGAACUUCUCUGUGGCGUGUAGCCACCGCUCUAGCUCGGAGAUCAUCUGCUGUACAACGCCUUCACUGAAAGCCUUCAAUCUCCAACCACCCUUUGUAACCAAAGUUUUCUUUCUUUUUGAUGGUGUCAGCUCUGUGUACUUCGAUUUUGAUUAUGUAAAUAAUCCUGUUUUUAAGCAUUUUGAAAAGCCAGUGUUCAUCUCAAGAGGCAACCAAAAUAUUCUGGAAAUUAAGGGAAAUUAUAUUGAUUCAGAAGCUGUUAAAGGAGAGGUGCUAAAAGUUGGAAAUAAAAGCUGUGAAAAACUCUUCCUGCAGUCGGAAUCAGUUCUGUGCACAGUUCCCAGCGAUCUCCUGAAAUCCAACGGCGAGCUAAAUAUAGAGUGGAAGCAAGAAGUUUUGUCAACAGUUAUUGGAAAAGUGCUGAUCCGGCAAGAUCAGAAUUUCACGGGACUAAUUGCUGGAGUUGUUUCAACAUCAGUUUUAGUUUUUAUCUUUUUGGUGUUUUUCCUCUGGAGAAGGAAGAAAAAACAAAUUAAAGACCUGGGAAGCGACCUAGUGCGCUAUGAUGGCAGAGUGCACACUCCUCACCUGGACAGGCUGGUGAGCGCGAGGAGCGUAAGCCCAACCACAGAAAUGGUUUCAAGUGAAUCUGUAGACUACAGAUCAACUUUUCUAGAAGAUCAGUUUCCAAGCAUGUCUCAGAAUGGAUCGUGCAGACCUGCCCAGUAUCCUCACUCUGACCUCUCCCCAAUUCUGUCUAGUGGAGACUCAGAUUUAGCAAGUCCACUUCUCCAAACUAACGUCCACAUCGACAUCAGUGCCUUAAAUCCUGACCUGGUCAAAGAAGUGCAGCAUGUGGUUAUUGGUGCUGACAGCCUGAUUGUGCACUUCAGCGAAGUGAUAGGGAGAGGACAUUUUGGGUGUGUGUACCAUGGGACAUUGCUGGAUAAUGAUGGCAGGAAAAUUCAUUGUGCCGUGAAGUCACUGAAUAGGAUUACAGACCUGGAGGAAGUAGCUCAGUUUCUGAAAGAAGGAAUAAUCAUGAAAGAUUUCACUCAUCCCAAUGUUCUGUCACUCCUGGGAAUCUGUUUGCCCAAUGAAGGGUCCCCCUUAGUCGUUCUUCCAUACAUGAAACACGGAGAUCUUCGAAACUUCAUUAGGAAUGAGACUCAUAACCCAACAGUAAAAGAUUUAAUUGGAUUUGGCCUUCAGGUCGCAAAAGGGAUGAAAUACCUUGCAAGCAAAAAGUUUGUUCAUAGAGACUUGGCAGCAAGAAACUGUAUGUUGGAUGAAAAAUUCACUGUCAAGGUUGCUGAUUUUGGUCUUGCUAGAGAUGUCUAUGAUAAAGAAUACUACAGUGUGCACAAUAAAACUGGAGCGAAACUGCCAGUGAAAUGGAUGGCUUUAGAAAGUUUACAAACUCAGAAGUUCACAACAAAGUCAGAUGUGUGGUCCUUCGGUGUGUUGUUAUGGGAACUUAUGACAAGAGGGGCACCACCUUAUCCUGAUGUAAAUUCCUUUGAUAUAACUGUUUACUUAUUACAAGGAAGAAGGCUGCUACAACCUGAAUACUGCCCUGACCCACUGUAUGAAGUAAUGCUGAAGUGCUGGCAUCCAAAACCUGAGUUGCGUCCAGCAUUUUCUGAACUUGUUUCAAAAAUAUCAACAAUCUUCUCCACCUUUAUCGGAGAACACUAUGUUCAUGUCAAUGCUACUUAUGUCAACGUGAAGUGUGUUGCUCCCUAUCCUUCUCUUUUAUCAUCACAAGACAACACAGACAUGGAUGUUGACACAUGACGGGUAUGUCUGAAAUAGAGGAAAAUCCAUUCU
Molecule: messenger RNA, 4192 nt
Organism: Chaetura pelagica (chimney swift)
Lineage: Eukaryota; Metazoa; Chordata; Aves; Apodiformes; Apodidae
Gene: MET
Product: MET proto-oncogene, receptor tyrosine kinase
Exons: 20
Coding region: 5-4159 (1384 amino acids)
Biological process (GO): cell surface receptor protein tyrosine kinase signaling pathway; nervous system development; phagocytosis
Cellular component (GO): signaling receptor complex; membrane
Molecular function (GO): protein binding; ATP binding; transmembrane receptor protein tyrosine kinase activity
Source: RefSeq, a predicted model, not a curated record